AUGCCGACAAUCCUGACAGUGGAAGACGUCAACUGCAUCUGUGUGGAUUGGAAGAAGGGGGGGCUGAACCUCUACACACAGGCAGCCAACAACAUCCGAGUCGUUGGCGCCCAGGUGGCCCACAUGAUUGAAGUCUUCUGGUGUAAGAUUACCCAGCGAGGCUCCCACAACUUUGUUGCCUGCAACCAUCUCCGAUCUUACAAGUACUACAAUGACCGCAUCGUAAACCCUGAAGGCUUUACGGGAUACCCCUGCUCUGACAAGGCAGGUUUUGACUCCGGGAGGUGUUUCCCAUGUGCAGACAAUGCAUGUCACCUCGCCAAUGUCAUGGGCCACUAUGCCGACAAGCUCCCCAUCCCUAGUGGCCAGUCCAAGAUGAAGUUCUACCUAAACACCGGAGAUGCUGUGCCUUUUGCCCGGUAUCGCUACGCUGCAAAGUUAUCCAUCGACGGUAGCAGAUCCCUGCCAGGGAUAAUGAACGUAGCGCUGUAUGGAAAGCAUCUCAACACACGCCAGUAUCAGGUACACAUUGGCCUCCUGAGUCCUGGUAAAACCUACGAGCUCUUCAUCGAUGCUGAGACUGACAUUGGCGAGGUGACUCAGAUGACGUUCCUCUGGAACAACCACAUCAACCCCAUGCUUCCCAAGUUUGGUGCCAACAAGAUUGAGCUGCUGCGAGGGAAGGAUGGGAAAUCCUUUUUGUUCUGUAGAAAUGAGAUGGUGCGUGAGAAUGUGCUCCAGACCCUUAAAUCAUGUGGACCUGAGUGAAGCACAACAUGACGUCCUGUGCUUUUCAAUAAAGUUACAGCAUUUGAA
This is a messenger RNA of Coregonus clupeaformis (lake whitefish), 816 nucleotides long. RefSeq names its product inactive pancreatic lipase-related protein 1-like. Gene Ontology annotation, molecular function: protein binding; lipase activity. Bases 1 to 768 code for a protein of 255 amino acids. The transcript is spliced from 8 exons. The record is from RefSeq and is a predicted model, not a curated record. Lineage: Eukaryota; Metazoa; Chordata; Actinopteri; Salmoniformes; Salmonidae.